Molecule: messenger RNA, 831 nt
Organism: Cryptococcus wingfieldii CBS 7118
Lineage: Eukaryota; Fungi; Basidiomycota; Tremellomycetes; Tremellales; Cryptococcaceae
Exons: 2
Coding region: 1-831 (276 amino acids)
Source: RefSeq, a predicted model, not a curated record
AUGAAGAUCGAUGAUAAGGAUCACAAGAACAACGACGAGGAGGGUGGCGACACAUACUCGGACGACUAUGAAGACUUCUACUCGUCUUCCGCCCAACUGUUGGUGGAGACCCUCAAUCAAGAGAUUCGGUCGUUGCCUGCAUAUACUGAGACGAACUCCGCAGCCUCUCAAGCGCAGGCUCCCUCCUCCUUGACGUUCCUCCGCGUGAAGGUCGUAGGCAAGUGGUCUACCUCGACUGGGGCCGAUGGUCGUCGCCCCGGUACACUUCACCCUGCGCAUCGGCAUACCGUUGCUGAAGCUCUCUCGGAGAUGACCGAGGACAUAAACUCGGCCAUUGCAUCCCAGUUUCCCAAGUCGACGCCAGAGCAGACAGCAAUUCUCGCCCAAAGAACCCUGUCCCGGAUGGUAGAGAUGAUAGGAUUUGAUGGUGAUGUGCACGUUACAGCAACUCCAGGUGGUACUCAGGAGAACAGUCGUCUUACCACCAUGGAGAGAGACGACGUCGCUCGACUGGCCGGUCAGCGAACCCUCGGGGUCAGCAAGCGAAUGGAUUCGAAAAGCUAUAAUAGCCCCAGCUCAUCCUCUAUCCUGUCCCUCACCAACAAGAACCAGAAUCAACCAACAAUGUCUUCCAACGCUCGAGACCAAGAAUCUACCUACUCCCAGAUGCCGACCAACGCCUCUAUCCGACAGGAAAUCAUCGAUGAAGACCCUUCGUUGUACACUGCCGAAGAGGCGGAUGCUGUCAGGAGUGCGUUUGGUGGCAAUGGUUCUGAGGAACAGGUUGCCACCCAGUCUGACGAAGCUGAGGCUUCCAGUGACCAGCAGUAG